Messenger RNA from Talaromyces atroroseus, 2541 nucleotides. RefSeq lists its product as hypothetical. The coding region runs from base 1 to 2541 and encodes 846 amino acids. Gene Ontology annotation, biological process: intracellular magnesium ion homeostasis; magnesium ion transmembrane transport. The transcript has 4 exons. Lineage: Eukaryota; Fungi; Ascomycota; Eurotiomycetes; Eurotiales; Trichocomaceae. Gene Ontology annotation, cellular component: plasma membrane. Gene Ontology annotation, molecular function: magnesium ion transmembrane transporter activity. The record is from RefSeq and is a predicted model, not a curated record.
AUGGCUACAAAUCCAGCUCAGAAUCCUUCGACGCCAGCCCAACCCAUGAGAGACCAGCAGGGGUCAAGAAGCGCCACCGCUACAAAGUCCAAGAAGAAGAACCGCAAUCGCAGACGGCGCAAUCGCAGGCAAUCGUUCAUUGCCUCUGAAGCUUCGGGUCCAAUCGUGACCGAACUCCCUGGGGGACUGGCGCGCACAAAUCCUGAUGAAUUACAAGAGCGGGUCCCAUUCUACAGAGGUAGGAACUUGAGUAAUACGAGCUUGGAGAGCGAGGCAUUGUUGGAUCAUCGAGACCAACCCAUGAUGCGGCCACGACGUGACAGUCGUCUCAGUCAAUCCUUCCGCCCCGAAUCCUACAGUCGAGGAGGGUCGUACUUUCCCAGCGUGGAAGGAUUGAGUCCCGGGCACCAGCGUUCGGGGCUCAGAUACACGCAGCACCGGUUCGAUACAGAAGGAAUUGAAGGAGAUACGUUGGGAAAUGACAGACGCGUGACUGACCGCACGCCGCUGCUAACACCAUUGCGAACUGCUAGUCCAGGAAAGCUCGCCUACGGUACGGACACAAGAGCAUCGCCCUACACUGGAUCUAUGAAACAUCGCAAAUUAUCCGAGGAUACUACCGCAUCUCAGGAAUAUGACGUGAACAAUCCCCCGUCUGUCCCGGGGAGUCCCAAAGCAGGUGUCACGGAUAUGGGCUACGACGACGCCAUGGUCACCGGAGUAGAAUUCCCAGAAGCGCGCCGUAGCUCUGUAGAUCUACUCCGCGAUGCAGUCAUUAAUAUGGAGGGAGGGGUCUCCGGAACAACAAUACCCAGAAGCUCAGCGCCUCCUUCGCCUCGUACAUCGUCUUCGGAAGCUUUACGCCGGCGGCGGACUAUUGCGCUUCCUGUGGAGGAAGAUGUGUGCUUCCCAUCAGAGAUGGCGGAAGAUUUUCAACGCCAGAUUCGUGAUUCGGAAACUGGAGAUCGAAGACGCCGAAGAAGGCAAGAAUGGCCAGACCUUUCUGUCUUGGAGGAGUGGAGUCGUGAAGAAAAGGAGGAUCGUAGCCUUGAGUAUCGUGUGAAGAAGAUCAGCGAGCCUGUUCUAGUCGGAGGCCGGUUGCGGCCUCAAUACGUUGACUGGCGGCGUGAAGAAGAGGAUGCUCCAUAUCGAUUUACUUACUUUAACGAGGACUUUCAGAGCACAAUACAUGCUCAGACCAUAUCUGAACUUGUUCAGCCCGGAGGAGGGUUCCGGGAACUUUUCAUUCCAGAUCCUCCAGAAUUGGAAGACUCAUCAUCGGAUGAAGAGGACUUGAUAUCUUUGUAUGAGCCUCCUUCUAAUGGCAACGGCAACAACCAGAACCAUAAUUCUAGCCAACACCGUUCUACCCCGAGCUUGAAUAAUGAGAAUAACAACACGAGCCGCGGUACAAACACCCCUGUGCGUGAAAAUCGCCGAGAAAGUGGAUUCCAGUCUCUUCUCAACCCCCGCUCCGAGAUCGAGAUGUUGAAUAUGGCGAAUUCAAAACCCAAACGCUAUGGGCCACGGCCGACAUGGUGGCUGGAUGUACUCUGUCCAACAGAUGCUGAAAUGCGCGUAAUCGCCAAAGCAUUCGGGGUCCACGCAUUAACAGCAGAAGACAUCAUGAUGCAGGAAGCUCGCGAGAAAGUAGAGCUCUUCCGGGACUAUUAUUUCCUAAAUUACCGCACCUUUGAGCAGGACCCCAAUAGUGAAAACUACCUCGCGCCUGUCAAUAUGUACGUAGUCGUGUUUCGCGAAGGCUGUCUAAGUUUUCACUUCUCGCAAACACCGCACCCUGCCAAUGUCCGUCGCCGCAUUCGACAGCUACGAGACUAUCUCAUACUAAGCUCAGACUGGAUCUCAUACGCGUUGAUCGACGACAUCACAGAUGUAUUCGGCCCGCUUAUUCAGGGAAUUGAGAAUGAGGUCGACGAAGUCGACGACACGAUUAUGCGAAUGCACACACUCGACUACUCAGGAAGCAAUGGGGACUCUCCCUCCUCCUCCUCAAACAAUAAUAAUAAUGACACCGCAUCUACCACUUCAAUAGCCCCGGGCGAGAUGCUACGGCGAGUGGGUGAAUGCCGGAAAAAAGUGAUGGGUAUGUACCGUCUCCUUAGCAAUAAGGCGGACGUCAUCAAAGGGUUUGCAAAACGAUGCAAUGAGCAAUGGGAAGUUGCGCCCAAAUCGGAGAUUGGCCUAUAUCUUGGCGACAUUCAAGAUCAUAUCAUGACCAUGACUAGCAAUCUUACACAUUACGAAACACUACUCUCUCGCGCACACUCCAACUACCUUGCCCAAAUCAACAUAUUGAUGAACGAACGACAAGAACGCACAGCAGACGUGCUGGGCAAGUUAACCGUAUUGGGUACCAUCGUCCUACCCAUGAACAUUAUCUGUGGCAUGUGGGGCAUGAAUGUGAAAGUGCCUGGUCAAGAAGUCGAUAAUCUGUAUUGGUUCUGGUCAAUAACCGCCGGUCUCGUAUUUUUCGGCGUUGUUUCGUUCUUGGUCGCUAAGAGGGUGUAUCGAAUUGUAUAA